Sclerotinia trifoliorum is the source of this 2842-nucleotide messenger RNA. The record is from the annotation of a GenBank genome assembly. NCBI's taxonomy places the organism in Eukaryota, Fungi, Ascomycota, Leotiomycetes, Helotiales, Sclerotiniaceae.
UUCGUUACAAAAUUCACCUGUUUGCCCUGAUCCCACCUUAAAAUCCCGUCAGACUGGGCGUUUAAGCCAAACUAUUCCAGUCCUAAUCACACUAACCUGAGCUAAGGCUAAACUCAAUCAAGACUAGUCGAUUUUUGGUUUGGGUCUUUGCUUUGCUAGAGUUUUCAGGUUACAAAGGGAACAUCUCUUGAAGUUUUGCCUUCCCGAAUCCCUCCACAAAACACAUCACACAAUUCUGCUGCUGUCUCGUUUGCGAAAAAACGUUUGUACCACGGGAGGAAGAAGGAAGACGGAAGUCGUAGCUGUUGUUGAAGGAAAGGUUGAUAUACUUUAUUGAAAAAAAGAACCGGGAAUAUAAGGAUCUAAGGAAGUUAAUCCUGUGAGUACCUAUAUUUUAUUUACUCUUUUUGCUUUUUUGAUUCGAUCGAUGGAUCUUGGGCAAAAUAUGGGAAUGGGGAAAAUGAUCGAGCUACAAAGACCGGCCGCACCGGCUUUCCAACUUUGCGAUCCCACCUUCUCAGCGUGAUUAAGUCUUGGGGUUUGAAUAAAUCCAAAGAAGAGGUGGCACAUCUGCUUGAUGAUAUUCAUCCCUAUCGAACAUCCGAUCUUUCCAUCCUCAAUAUUAUGCACAACAACAAUCCUUACCAUAUCAACGAACGAAAUCAUCCAUAUCAUAUCGACAAAGUAUCACCAUAUCCAUCUUAUGCUUCGACGUGGUACAAGACUUAUGCAUCCUGCAGCCUGACGAUGCUGGUCAUGCAACUGCAACGUUCUUCUAGUGUUUAUUUCUAUCCCGACUUACCUCAUCGAUAAAUAUUCUUACAGCAGAAGUCAUCAAUAUGUCGACCACAGCAGUUGAGGAAUGGUUAAGAGCAGAUCGAGCAGAUGAGCCACCGCAUCGAUGCAGGAAGAUUAUUAAAGAAUGGGAAACGGAAGAUGGCGCAUUUGUUACUUGCCGUGCUGAUGAUGGAUCACAACAGACACAUAAAUUAGUAGCCAUGUCUUCACUAUCUCGUCGUGCUUGCUACAAGUAAGUGCCUCCACUUCUUUGGAUAUUUUGAGAUGCGUAGCUCUGGAGCUUGUCUUCAGAGCAUCAUGUCACGGCACUCAACACUUUCUUGGUGUUGUGCAACAUCCUUGUUUCAAAGGGUAACACUAACAUUGGUAUUUUUAGGUGCGGAAACGUUGGUCACUAUGCUGAAGUUUGCGCUUCUGCUGAAAGACUUUGCUACAAUUGUGAGUACCCCAUUGGGAAACCGUCGAUAAUAAUUGAUACUAAUAUUUUGAUUAUUAGGCAAGCAACCUGGUAAGCUUUUAAGAAUAAAAUACCGCUUAUUCUCAUACUAAUAUUCGAUAGGACACGAAUCUAAUGGUUGCCCAUUGCCAAGAACUACCGAAGCUAAGCAGUGUUACCACUGCCAAGGUCUAGGACACGUUCAAGCCGACUGCCCAACUUUGCGUAUUAGUGGAGCUGGAACUACCGGUCGAUGCUACAACUGUGGAAUGCCUGGACAUUUGGCUAGAGCUUGCCCAAACCCGAACAGUGGAAUGCCAGGUGCUCCUCGUGGGCUUGGUGCUCCUCGAGGUGGAUUUGGUGGUGGGUUUGCCCCUCGUGGUGGAUUUGCUGGCGGACCUCGACCAGCUACUUGUUACAAGGUAAGAAGCCUUUUCAAAUUGUGUUUGUGUCCCGGAUUUUCCGGUGGCAUGUUAAACCGGCAAUACUUCGGUUAUAUACCUCGAAUAUAUCAUGCUAACUCCUGAUAGUGUGGUGGCCCAAAUCACUUUGCCCGUGAUUGCCAGGCUUCAGCUGUGAAGUGCUAUGCAUGCGGAAAGAUUGGACACACUUCCCGUGACUGCAGUAGCCCUAAUGGUGGUGUUAACAAGGCUGGAAAAAUUUGUUACACAUGUGGAACCGAGGGUCACGUCGCUCGUGAUUGCCCAUCAAAGGGUCUCAAUGUUGAUGGAGAGGGUGCUGCCAGCAUAGUUAAUCCUAUGGAAGGUGCUCCAAUUGCUCCUGUUGCAGCUCCUGUUGCAUAGGUUCCUUCCUAAAGGGAUGCCAUUGUUCGAUAGGCCUCGAUGAACUAUCGAUCAUUGCUUUAAAAAACGGUUCAUCGUAUCUCGUCUUUCAUUUGUAAUUUGGACAUAAUCAUCAAUUGAUCCUGGGUCGUCCGCUCGUUUUCUCGGCAUGCGAAAUUCGAACAGCAUUUUAUCAAACAUUACGGAUUGCUUACUUUCGGCGCUUUGGUCUUUUCCCUUGCUUCUCUUGACAUGUUCUCCCAAAAUUAAAAAAGCAUUUUUUUGCACACGCGAUAUUCAUUUCCUACCCUUUACGAACUGGCGACUCGGCAAAUACCUACAACAAUACCUUUGACGACGUGGGGCCAUUAUUCCUGUGGUUUUCAUCUUACAAAGAUAGAUUUCAUAAUUUUUGGCGACUUUGCAAAACAAAAACAAAAAGCGAAAAAUUUCUUCUCUAUCUUAUUUUUAGUAAUGUGAUGAACCAAAUGAAUGAGUUCAACUCACAUAUACCAAUCUAAUCACAUGGAAUUCGUUUUAAAAAAAGAGGCUGAGAGGCACGAAUGGGGAGAUACUUUAUUGAUGGAGGUAGACAAAAAUAAAACAAUAUUAAUACAAUCUUGAGGUCAUAUUAAGAGAUAAGAUAAGAUAUUAAAAGUUGAACAACAACGGGGCGAUGGAUGGAAUGGAUUGAUUGAUAAGAUAUCUAUGAGAUCUAUGAAAAGGAAAGUUUGGACUUGAGCAUACCUUCCUGCCUGGUAGAGGGGCUUGCUUGGGUCUGGAUUUGGGGAUGAAUAUAGGUGUGGGUGAGAGGAUGUAAGGGGUG